This is a messenger RNA of Verticillium dahliae VdLs.17, 1185 nucleotides long. RefSeq names its product transcription initiation factor TFIID subunit 6. Lineage: Eukaryota; Fungi; Ascomycota; Sordariomycetes; Glomerellales; Plectosphaerellaceae. The record is from RefSeq and is a predicted model, not a curated record. Gene Ontology annotation, biological process: transcription initiation at RNA polymerase II promoter; RNA polymerase II preinitiation complex assembly. The transcript has 5 exons. Bases 1 to 1185 code for a protein of 394 amino acids. Gene Ontology annotation, cellular component: transcription factor TFIID complex; SAGA complex; SLIK (SAGA-like) complex. Gene Ontology annotation, molecular function: RNA polymerase II general transcription initiation factor activity; transcription coactivator activity; protein heterodimerization activity.
AUGGCCCAACCCGCGCAGCCCGAAACGAAGCUCCUCUGGAAUCCAGAGAAUGUGAAGGACGUCGCCGAGUCCGUUGGAAUUUCUUCUCUGAACGAAGAUGCUCUCCGCGUUCUAACGCAAGAUGCUGAGUACCGCAUCGGCCAGGUCGUGAUUGAGGCCCUCCGCUUCAUGCGCGCGGCGCGCCGCACCACCCUUACUGUCGGCGAUAUAGCACAAGCCCUUCGCGUUCUUGAUGUCGAACCCCUCUACGGAUACGAAUCAACGCGCCCGCUACGCUAUGGAGAGGCAAGCCUCGGUCCCGGCCAGCCACUUUACUACUUGGAGGAUGAAGAGGUCGACUUCGAGAAGCUGAUCAACGCGCCCCUGCCCAAGGUGCCGCGCGACAUGAGCUUCACUGCCCACUGGCUCGCCAUUGAGGGUGUUCAGCCGUCCAUCCCCCAGAACCCGACGACCGCCGAGUCUCGCAGCCAGGAUCAACACAUCAUCUCCAAGGAGCUCGGUUCUCUACUUUGGAGAAGGUCCAAAACGCUCUCCUCGACGACAACCCAGACGACGAGGUGGGCCGGCUCCGCCAUGCCGCUCUCGCCUCCGUCCUCGCGAAACCAGGUGACCCACCGGCUCGACGACGUCUUCACCCUCCGACGCGUCAAGGAGCUCACAGAGGCUCUCAUUGAGAACACAAACCUGUUACUCGACCCGACCAGUACGAGCUCGCGCGAGUUCUCGGCCUCGCUCCUCGGCAAGAUUGCCCUGCGCUACGCCGCCUCCAACCACCUCCUCCGCCCCAAACUCGUCCGCACGUGUCUCAAGUUCUUCAUGGACCCGGACAAGCUGCCGGCCGCGCACUACGGCGCCAUCACAGGGCUCGCGGCGGCCGGCGGGCCCGAGGCCGUGCGCGUGCUCGUGCUCAAGUACCUCCGGGCGUACAGCGACGAGGUCCUGCAGCGGCUCAAGGACAAGGGCGAGGGGCUCGACUUCGAGCUGCUCGUGGGCGGCAUCGUCCGGGCGAUCGCGACGCUCGUGGCCGAUGACAGGGCUCGGGCGAACGGCGUCAACGGCGGGCCGGCGGCAACGCAGACGGCCGAGCUGAAGGAAUUCAUCGGGCCCAUCCUCGGCGAAAGGAUCGCCGGCUUGGGGAACAAGAGGCUCGUGGAGCAGGUGCUCGAGGCGCGGACGAUCCAGUAG